Molecule: messenger RNA, 7369 nt
Organism: Cynoglossus semilaevis (tongue sole)
Lineage: Eukaryota; Metazoa; Chordata; Actinopteri; Pleuronectiformes; Cynoglossidae
Gene: lrrc4ba
Product: leucine rich repeat containing 4Ba
Exons: 3
Coding region: 643-2844 (733 amino acids)
Biological process (GO): regulation of postsynaptic density assembly; regulation of presynapse assembly; synaptic membrane adhesion
Cellular component (GO): postsynaptic density membrane; plasma membrane; glutamatergic synapse
Molecular function (GO): signaling receptor binding
Source: RefSeq, a predicted model, not a curated record
ACAGUGAUUCAAUCCACCUGAAGAUCCAUGAGACAUUUCACCGAACCAGCGGUGGCAGCGCAGCACUUGGAGAGCGGUGAAUCAAAGAGAGAGAGAGAGAGAGAGAGAGAGAGAGAGAGGGUGAGAGAGAGAGAGAGAGAGGGAGAGCGCUGACAGUGAGCGUCGGCAGCGGCGGCGGCUCUGCAGUGGAAUACGCUGUUGUUUGGGGGAAGGUGAGUGCGUUCUCUCUCUGUCUCUGUCUCGGAGUUACCACAGACCAGGCGCACGGUGGGAACAGAACACAUCCAGGACUAAAUCACUGCCGCAUCGUCACCAAAUAUACACUAAUAAGAGCGACUCCUGGGUUCUACUCGCUUCACAAAAAGUCUAAAUCAAAGGACACUGGGAAGAAGAAGGGAAUAACAUCAACAACUGUUUAUCUACAUGUUUAUUUGUGAAAGAAAAGAAAAGAAAUUCACGCGGGGAAAGCAACGGAAAUAACCAGGACAAAUAGAACGUUUCAGAAGAUGCGGCGUUAAAGGGAACACUUCAGGAUCGGAGACCAACGUGGAACGUCACCCUACUCUCAAAAGAAACUCCACCGUUGUGGACUCACCUCAGCUGUACCUUCAGAAUAAAGAGCAGGGUCAUGUCCCAGUUGCCAUGCCCAUCGCCACGUUGACCUGCCUUCCCGGCCCCUCCCCCUUCCUCUUUCUACUCGCCCAGCUCCUGCUGCAGCUCUUCCUCCCUGGGCCAGAGUCCGUCGGAGCUGCCUCCACCUGCCCCUCCCUCUGCACCUGUUCCAACCAGGCCAGUCGAGUCAUUUGCACCAGGCAGAGCCUGGAUGAGGUGCCGGAGAGCAUAUCCGUCAACACACGAUACCUCAACCUGCAGGAGAAUUCUAUCCAGGUGAUCAAGUCCGACACAUUCAAGCACUUGAGACAUCUGGAGAUCUUGCAGCUUUCCAAAAAUCAGAUCCGUCAGAUUGAAGUUGGAGCAUUCAAUGGCCUCCCAAACCUCAACACACUGGAGCUCUUUGACAACCGCCUCACACUGGUGCCAUCACAUGCCUUCGAGUACCUCAGCAAGCUGCGGGAGCUCUGGCUACGCAACAACCCCAUUGAGACUUUGCCUGCCUAUGCCUUCCACCGCAUCCCAUCGCUACGUCGGCUGGACCUUGGCGAACUCAAGAAGUUGGAUUUCAUUUCGGAUGCAGCAUUUGUUGGCCUCAUCAAUUUACGGUACUUGAACCUGGGUAUGUGCGGACUGAAAGACAUUCCUAAACUGACGGCCCUUGUGCGACUAGAGGAACUUGAGCUUUCUGGGAACAGGUUAGAGAUCAUUCGACCUGGUUCCUUUCAGGGCUUAGUGUCUCUUCGCAAGCUGUGGCUCAUGCACUCGCAAGUGUCGGUCAUUGAACGCAAUGCCUUUGAUGACCUGAAAAGCCUAGAGGAACUUAACCUGUCCCACAACUCCCUUCACUCAUUGCCCCAUGACCUGUUCACACCACUCCAUCAGCUGGAGAGAGUACACCUCAAUCACAAUCCGUGGGUCUGUAACUGUGAUGUGCUUUGGCUUAGUUGGUGGCUGAAAGAGACGGUGCCCAGCAACACCACCUGCUGUGCCCGCUGUCACGCUCCUCCUGCCUUGAAGGGCAAGUACAUUGGGGAGCUCGACCAAAGCCACUUCACCUGCUUUGCUCCGGUAAUUGUGGAGCCACCUACAGACCUUAAUGUCACUGAAGGUAUGGCUGCUGAGCUAAAAUGCCGCACAAGCACCUCUAUGACAUCUGUCAACUGGAUCACUCCUAAUGGCACCCUGAUGACCCACGGCUCUUAUCGAGUGCGGAUAUCAGUCCUGCACGAUGGCACGCUCAACUUUACAAAUGUCACCCUGAGAGACACGGGCCAGUACACCUGCAUGGUCACCAAUGCCGCUGGAAACACCACGGCGACUGCUGUACUCAAUGUCACUGCUGCAGAUGCCAGUGUCAACUACACCUACUUCACCACGGUCACCGUCGAAUCUGAGACCACAGGAGAUGAAGACUCGGCACUGGUUGCCAUCAACGAGACGUUCAUCCACGUCCAACAUGGACCCACUCCUUCAGGCCACGUGUGGCUGGAUGGUGUUUCUACCACACCCUCUUCCCUGUCUGCUGGCUGGUCCUCCUCCUCUCCUUGGGCCACCCAGCCCACCUUCACCCUUCCUAUACAUGAACCGGGUUUCUCAGGCCUAGAUGAUGUGAUGAAAACCACCAAGAUCAUCAUUGGCUGCUUCGUAGCCAUUACUUUCAUGGCAGCUGUGAUGCUGGUGGUAUUCUACAAGCUGAGGAAGCAGCAUCAGCUACAUAAACACCACGGCCCUGCUCGUGCCAUUGAGAUUAUCAAUGUGGAGGAUGAACUCAGUGCGGGGGCCAGUGGACGUGGCAGUGGAAUAUCUGGAGGAUCCACUGUGGCACAGAGUGGAAGUAGCGGAAUAGGAGGAGGCCAGAGCCUGCGACUGCACCACCCAGAAAUGGUCAAUCUGCCAAAUCUGGCCCGAUCAGACCACCUUAACCACUAUUACAAAUCCCAUCACUUCAACAACAACAUGAUGAGUCUGGGAAUGGGCGUUGGUUCUGGCAUGGGCCUCAACAACAACAACAAUCCUUCGUCGUGCUCUCAGAACACAUCCUUAUCCUGUUCACAGGUUCCUUCUUCUACCAGUGGAGGAAACUCCACAAUUGGCCCCCUGCCCUCACCUGUGCCCCUGCCGCAGUUGGGUCUCCACAGUUCCCUGAAAGGCCUAAUGAGUAAAGGCCAGAAUGAGCCACUGCUGUUCAAGAAUGGCUCAAAAGAAAAUGUGCAAGAGACACAAAUCUGAGUAAAAGUGAGAGCGGAAGUUAAGACUUAAGAAGAAAGGCACCCUGCAGAAUGGUAGAGGGAGCAAUUUUUAGCAUAUGAGACUGAUUGUAGCCUACUGUCCUUACGGACAGAUUCCAGCAACAACAAAAUUGACAUAGUCACUGCUUUGUGUUAUAUGUUGACAGAGAGUAGUAGAUAGUUAGACUGGGAGAGACAAAGGACACUAUCUGAUCAGCACCAGUCAGAUAAUUGCAUUGGCACAUACAUCUCUACUAAAUCAACACAAGACCACGACACAAUGUAAACAGCCAACACCAGAAUUCUUCACUUGUGUGACGUGUUGAAGGAUUUGCCAAAGCCCAGGAUCAGGCCAACUCUUACAAUUUGUAUCUGCAAUCAGAGUGGAAUGAGAUUUUCUUUUUUCUUUUUUCUUUUUUUUUUACAGAUUUUUUCAUAUAUUCCCAGACCUAUUCAGUGUAUAUAUACGGUAAAAAGGCAUAUUACUGGCCAUGUUGUUGACCAUGGUGUAAGAUUAGUGUUUGGCAGAGACACUCAAUUACAAACAAUUGGUUCGUUGAAUGGUUUCGUCCCAGGUUUCCAGGAAGUACAAGAAAAAAACAAGACAAGCAGGAUCAGAGCGAUGGAGGGCUCCUGUCCAGGACACCUUUAAAGACUAAUUGUCUGCAAAGAGACAAAACAAACAACAGGAGUUGUUCCUUUUUUCACUCUCACUUUUAUCCCUUUUACACCUUAGUGGCUACUGUUAUCUCGAAAGAAGAAAAAAAAGAGAUCCCAUUGGAGAAGAAAAAAAAAUCUGUGGGAUUAAAGGACAACGAGAGGCGUAUAUAAAGGGACCGAAAGUACAUGUUAUAUAUACCGUAAAUAUAUUUUCAUUCAAAGAAAUAAAUUAUAAAGAAUCCUUAUCGAGCUUCUGACUGAACGACUGAAGAAUAUAUAAAACAACACAUACAUGCACAGCUGGUGUUGUGGCUGUCUCUCACCACUUCUUUCCACUCGGAAUAAGAUGGCUGUUUUGACUGUGCAACUGAAGGACACGUGGGAGAAAGGCAUCUGUUGAAAGAGACAAAAAACAAAAACCUGGCAAAGUGAAUUUGAGUGAAUUUAUUUUGGUCACGACUUUUUUGUAGCUACAAAAAGUGUUCUCUCCUUCCUGUCACAUUCACACUUACAGGGUCAUCCAUGAAGGCGGAUCUUUAUGCUAACGUGAAAAUAUGGAAUACAACAGCAGCUCCUCGUCGUUUGAUAUCUAGCUCGGCCACAGAAGUAAAAAUAAUGAUCAUAAUGUUGAUAAUGACAACAAGCUAAGUCGUUAUUAUUAUUAUCAAAAGUUGGGACUGUUUGUGGAAAGUCGAAAAUGCUGAUUUAGCAUGCAUUUUCCAUUGGCUUUAUCUGCCUGGACAGUAAUAUAAUAAAAUGAUGAUAAAGAACAAGUUACGAUGUUGUCAUUACUAUCAUUAAAAUGAUCAUUGUUGUUACGGCGAAUGGCAACAAAGAGCUAAAAAGUACUUUAAUUUCCAUUUGUAUAUGACACUGAUGUCGUCUUUGAACUGUCGACCUGUCGGACUGAUGAACAGAAGCUGGACGGACACAUUGUGCCACAAAGUGAACUCCACAUGCAUCAGCAUUAAAAGGCUGGGCCUUCAAAAUGGCCCCCUCAUCCAGUGCCCACUGACUGGUCCACUCUUGAUGCCUCAAGCGGUCAGGACCCCUCAUGUUAUCAUGCAUUAGACAGGACAUGAACCUUUGAAGACUGCUCCUCUGCAGAGGAUGAUUUCUCAACUGUAUCUCAGUGUAAUCGUGUAUGAGUGGAUUUCAUGGCAGUAGGAAUGACAGGCAUUGCUGAGCAUUUUUAAAGGUAAGCAACGCUUGCUGGCUAACGGAGGAGGUGACAUACCGUACAGUAUUCAGUGGUGGAUGAAUUUUUUCUAAUGAAGAAGGACAAUUCAAUGAAGAAAAAAAAAAUAUAGAAACUUAUAGAUCUCUUUUAAAAAAAACAACAAACAAAACCAUAUAAGUGUUCUUUUUUUAUUUUGGGUUUUUACCUAGUUUUGAUUAUUUUCUGUUUUUUUAAUCAAGUGUUAUCUUAAUUGUAAUAUUGUUAUUGUUAUUAUAAUUAGCUAAUUACAAUGGGUAUAAUUAUGAGAGAUGUUCUGUUAGAAAAGGUCACUUUGAACAUUUAAAAACCUGGCACAUAAAAUAGCAGUGAAAGUCUGUGAAAAUUGGUGGCUAUUUCUGUUGAUCCUUUUCUUUCUGUUCAACAUUAUCACUCUCUCUGCAUUCCUUCGGUUCUGCUUGAGAGGAGAAGACAUGGUGAAUCUGAAACGGUCAGCACUGGGUUCUCUUUUCUGUACACGGGGACAGGAAAGGCCCUGCUCUGGUUUACAAGCUCACUCACAGUCACUUUCUGUGCUUUCCUGAAUGUCACCGCCAUCACAGUGCUUGGAGCAGUAUGGCGCUCUGUCAACACCUUGUCGCCAUGGCUACGCUCUAUUGCAGCAAACAGCAUCAUCAACAGUUUCUCGUAAAAACAUCCCUGUGUCAUCCAUGUUCUUUUUUGUGGCCAAUAUUCACUCCAAGAAAGUGUGGUGUAGUUUCAGUGGAAAGAACUAAGCUGGAACAUUGUACCCAUGUACACGCAUUAAAUAACCCCUCCACCUCUCACACCACCAUCUCACCCCCCCACAUCAGCUCCAACUCCAUAAGCACCCUGGCAGUUGGUUUCCCGGACAACCGUUGCGGCUGCAGCAGCCGUGAUGAUCGUGUCUUGAUUUGAAGUUUAAAGAGAGGAGAACAGAAAGGUAUAGAAUUUUUGUCGUCCCCUUUUCUCUUCCCCUCCAAACUGCCAGGUGCCAUUGGCCACAUAAUGUGGCUCGUCGGAUGUUAGACUUAUUUUUACCCCCGUGACUACAUUUCGUAAGAUGCUGAUUUUAUGUAACUGAGUCAGGCAAUUUAAACGCGUUUAUUCCCCUAUGCAUUUAAUUUACAUAGGCCACCAUUGCUAAAUGCAUCUAUGCACCCUACACUUGUGAUUAACACUUUUACCCUGCAACACUCAUUAACAUACUGUAUUUCUUUCCCAACACAGGGGAUCCAUAUUCCUCUCACAGCUUAUUUACAUAUUCAUCUGCUGCUGUGCAAAUGACAGAGAAAUUAUCAUGUGGCCGUGCUGGUGGGUAUGAAGGUGGUUUGUGUGUGUGUGUGUGUGAGAGAGAGAGAGAGAGAGUUUCGUGUACAUCAGAGGCUCAAACCAAGGACUGUUAAAACAGCUAUUUAGCCCUAAUUCUUCAGAUGCCACUGCACCCCCGGUUAGCUGUAGUAGCUCAUAACUUUAGAAAGCAUUGUGUCGCUCCUGUUGCUCCUGUAAAGUGCUACAAACCAGAGGCCAUGUUAUUGAUGCUGGGUGAUAGAGGGAGAGCUUCGCUUGAGCUGGAGACGCAUAGUCACAGUGCAGCAGUGUGUGAGUCACAGUGUGCUGAACACACUCCCAACACUCACAUGGAAAUGCCCUGUUGGCUGUGCCACUCAGUCAGCCGUUCAGGGAGUAGGUGAAUUACACCAGUGCCUGUUUGUUCACCUCUGGAAUUUAAACAGUACGUAUGGAUGGAAAUGAGGACAAAUGGAGUGUAGUACUGUUUACCACUGCAAACCUUUUACCAAUGUAAUGUUGUUGCCUGUUUGCAAACAUGUGCAAUUGUACAGGUGGCUUUUGUUAGUUUGGUUGUGCUAACGGUAACAACUAACAACUAAGAGCAAAGGGGAAAGGAAGUUCAGUCUGUUGGUUUGCUUUUUAUCCUGUAAACAUUUAUAAAAAUUGGAAGAACAACCCCCUGCACCACCACACACUUCCUGUAGCCCACUAUAAAAUGACUGAGGGAACUGCUGUGUGUGAUUCUACUGUUUAUUUUGGUGAUGACCUUGACCGUCCUCUUUUUCCACUCUCUCCCUCGAUCUUUUUGGACGCUCCUAAACAAUGAAAGGUCUGUUCCUCUGGGGUCAGUGAGUCCAUUUGACAGAACAUCUCAUUCUGUAUACAUUUUUUAUGCACCUGCCAAAACUAGCUGUCCAGGCAAGUGGCAGUUUUUGUUUAUCUAACUACUUAAGCCGUCCAAUUGAUUACCCUGAACAAAUUGUCUUGGCCUGGAGUGCUUCAUAGUGGAGUGAGCUGUUUCUGCUGGCAGCUUAUAGGGCAACCAGGAUAAAACAUCUUCCGCCUAAACUUUCACUGCAAUAAUUUAUUUCACACCAGCCAUGUAGAGACACAGUGGCGUCUGUUUAUAGACAAUGUAGCCCUGUGUUUUGUCUGAGUGACGCAAUAGUCACCAGAAGAAUGAGGCCUGCACUUUUUCACAGGCAGUGAGAAAGUUAUGUUAAAGCAGAGACACUAUGAUACACUAUGUUGCAUUAGAUGCUGCUGUGAUGUUUUAGCAAAUGAAAUUUGCCGAAAAUGGGUCGCCUGUGGUGUAAGUGAUGACAGGAGCUUAAAUUAUUGUCCUCAGUCACAUUCAAAAAAAAAAAAAAAAAAA